CGUCUAGCUCGGCGAGCCUGUCGGCGCGAGCGCGCUCGCAUGGCUGCGGUCGCGAAGAAGCCUGCGGGGACGGCCCAGAAGGGCAGGCCGCCAGGCAGCGUGACCACUGAGAUCGACGAGAGCACUCAGAAACUGAUCUUGCAGACCUUCGAAGCUGAGUUGGACGAGCCCGAGUCAGCCGAAUACGGGCCUCAACAAGACGAGGAUUCACUGCGCCAGAACGCCAGGCUAUUGAAGCGGCUGAGGUCCAUCACGAAUAACAAGAUCCCUGCCAAGAGCGUGCUCCAGAAACUCCUCCUUGAGUUCGCGGGCAAUCAGGAGUCCUCUCCAGGUUGGAAGCUCGCAGAUCAAGCUGAAUCGUGGAGUGAAGGGAGAGCAAGAUCGAUCCACUUGAUGCUGCAACACGUGGCGAACGGAGUGCGCAAAAACCCGAUACCGAAGUGGGCCAACGUGUUCGGACGGUCAGCUUGUGCCCCGAGUGCUGCAUCCGAGCUCGCCGAGGGCACCAACGAGGACGGCGAAACGGAUGACGGAGACGCUGCAGGAGAUGAGGAUGCUCAUGAUGAGGCUGAUGAGGAGGCCGAGGAGGAGCACAAAGCUGAGGACCCUGCAGAACCUGAUGAGCCAGCACAGCAUGAAUCACCAGCUGUGCCAGUGGAUGCAGCGGGCGAGCUUGUCGAUGGGUGGUUGGUCGGCUGGAGCAAGGAGAUGAAGGCAGCUUGGAGGAAGGACCCCGACAAGAAGGGCAAGAAAGUCUUAGUCGAGUACGCCGCGCUCAAGAAUGAGUGCGACAUCUCCUACGCAGUGUGGCCUGACGGCAUGAAGCUCAAGGUCCCUGACGAGCUCCAGGAGCCAACGCAGACCAAGGGGCGCGUGCUCGAGAAGCCAAUCUGGUCUGGCGAGAAGGGCGGUGCCAAGCUCGAGGCCAAGUGGACGAGGAAGCACGACAAGGAAUGGAUCACUCUCUGGAGCACGAAGGACAAGCAGCUGACCCAACUGUUAUCUCUCACUGGGUACCCCGACCGCGAGACGGGCGCCAAGGUGAUCUCUGAGCUCGGCGACUUGUAUGUUGGCGGCUACGACAAGCCGCAAUUAGAGGCGGAGAAGGCGAAGCGUGGUUACGGCAAGAAAGGCGCUCGCCCCAAAGCAAGUCUGAAACGUCCAGCUGCUGCGCUUGACGCCGCACCAGCUGGCGCGGCACCCGCCGAGGCCGCGGUUGAGCUGCCUCCCGAGAGCAAAGCUGUCAGUGCCCAGAUCAGCCCCCGUAAGAAGCCAGCAGCUGCCUCCGCAUACAGCACGCCGAGCCCGAAGAAGCAGAAGCCAGUCGUCGCUGCAGGUGGCGGUGCUUCGCCAGCGGCAGCCCCCUCGGUGCCCUUGGCAGAGGAAGAGGCCCAGCACCUUUCCACGAGCCGCCCGCCCAACAUGACGACUGACAAGGACGCCCACCUGGUGAUCCCGCCGCUUCCAGCGAUCCCUGAGAUCCCCUGCUUCGACUAG
Molecule: messenger RNA, 1497 nt
Organism: Prorocentrum cordatum
Lineage: Eukaryota; Dinophyceae; Prorocentrales; Prorocentraceae
Source: the annotation of a GenBank genome assembly